Lactuca sativa (garden lettuce) is the source of this 711-nucleotide messenger RNA. RefSeq names its product protein SRG1-like. Lineage: Eukaryota; Viridiplantae; Streptophyta; Magnoliopsida; Asterales; Asteraceae. The record is from RefSeq and is a predicted model, not a curated record.
UCAGCUUUCCGUCGAUUAUAUAUAUAAGCGUAGUAUUUUUGUAUACUUUUAGUACUGUCUAUGGAAAACCACAUGGAUGUAGGUAUCAGUUUCGGGAGGUCACUGAUAGUACCAAGUGUUCAAGAACUUGCUAAGCAAUCCAUCACAAAGAUCCCACCUCGGUAUGUUCGCCAAGAUCAUCAGAAACCCUUACUCACUUCAUCCGAUGACACCUUCACUCUAUCGUUACCUGUCAUUGAUCUUCACAGCUUAUUUUCAACCGAUUCUGAAUCUUCCACGUAUUCAUCUGAGCUAAGUAAACUUCAUACAGCUGCUAAAGAAUGGGGUUUCUUUCAGGUUAUCAACCAUGAAAUAAGUGAAUCCCUAUUAGAGGAUUUCAAGAGGGAAGUCUUGAGCUUCUUUAAGCUUCCGAUGGAGGUGAAACAAAAGCUUUGGCAGAAAGAAGACAGCCAAGAAGGUUUCGGUCAGCUUUUUGUUGUAUCCGAGGAACAAAAGCUUGAUUGGUGUGACAUGUUUUACGUAAAUACCCUUCCACAUAAUAUCAGAAAUUCCAAAUUAUUUCAGAAGUUACCUCCCGUUCUGAGGUUCUUUCUUCCAUCUCGAUAUGAAAGCUUUUAGCGUACAAGUUUCCAUUGUGUUUUUUGGAUUGGAUAUAUAUGUUUUAAUAACUCCAUUUUGGCACCAAACUAAUGCUAAAGUGAUUCAUCUACA